UCUGAGCACAUUGUUCCAAAACUGAAAAUUGAAAUCCAAAUUAACCAAAUAAUUCCAGAUCCACAAUCUAAUCCAUAUCUGUGAAACCAGCCAUGAUCUUCGGAAGAUUUCCUUCAAAUUGUUCGCUUAAACCCGUAUACUUUCACUCAUUUCUCAGCGCCAGCCAUCAAAUUCGAUGCUUUUCCGCAUAUCCCAAAUUCGAUUUCAGCCGCAUACGUGAGCCCGAUGAUGCCAUCGAUCAAUUCCGGAAUAUGUUAAGAAUGCAUCCGCUCCCUUCUGUCAUUGAUUUCACCAAGUUAUUGAGUGUUGUGGUCAAGAUGCAGAAAUACUCACUUGCCCUUCAACUGUUCGACGAAAUGCUUCAGAGGAAAUCUCCGGUGAAUGACUAUACCUUGAAUAUUGCCAUCGAUUGUUUCUGCCGACUGAAAACACCUGAUUUUGGGUUUGCAAUUUUAGGCAGAUUCUUCAAGCGUGGCUACAAGCCUGAUGUGGUAACUUUUAACACUCUCGUCAAAGGCCUUGUAUUGGUCGGAAGGAUCCCAGAGGCUGCAAAGCUGUGUUGGAAGUUGUCUGCGGAGAAACUGUGCAAUCCGGAUGAAUAUACGUAUAAUACUAUGCUUAAUGGGUUAUGCAAAGCUGGAGGUACUCUUGAGGCGCUUGAACUGCUUAGUCGAUUGGAAAAGGGAAGCUAUAAACCUAAUGUUUAUGCUUACAGCAUAGUUAUUAACGGCUUGUGCAAAGAUAGAAAGGUUGACGAUGCUCUCCAACUCUUCUCCACCUUGGGUGAGAAGGGGAUUUCACCCAAUGUUGUGACAUAUAAUUCAAUAAUUGAGGGGUUAUGCAAUCAUAGUAGAGGAAAAGAGGCUGAAGACAUGUUAAGGAAGAUGAUAUCGGAUAAUGUUCGCCCAGAUGUGUUUACUUGUAAUAUUUUUGUAGAUGCCCUUUGCCGAGAGGGGAGGAUGGAAGAGGCUGAGCAUAUGCUGGUCAAGAUGAGGCAAAUUGAUGUUCAACCCGACAUUGUUACAUACAAUGCAUUGAUGAAUGGAUAUUGUUUGCUGGGCGAGGUAGAAAAAGCUAGAAACAUUUUCCAACUCUCGGUGAAAUCUGGAAUCAAGCCUAAUGUUAGAAGCUACAAUAAUUUGAUGAAUGGGUACUGCAAGUUAGGACGAACUGAUGAAGUCAGUCGUAUUUUUACCAUGAGUCGCUCUAAAGGGUUAGAGCGUGAUGUGGUUUCUUAUAGCAUAAUGCUAGAGGCCUUAUUUGGUGAAGGCCGGUGUGAAGAGGGCUUGAAGCUGUUCAAAGAGAUGGAAGCUCUACAAGUUUAUCCUGAUACAACAACUUAUGGAAUCUUGUUACAUGGUUUGUGCAGUGCUCAUCGUAUUGAUGAAGCAUUUUCCAUAUUGCAUACCAUGGAAAACAAAGGCAUCAUUCCAAACAUAGUUAUUUAUGAUAUCCUCAUCGAAGGAUUGUGCAAAGAUGGCAAACUCAGACAAGCAAAGGAUGUGUUUGACGAGCUUCCUUCCAGAAAUGUGCAGCCUGAUGUUAUAACAUAUACAAGCCUUAUUGGUGCAAUUUGCAAAGAAGGGCAGGUAGAAGAGGCUAAGGAUUUGAUGGUGCAAAUGGUGAAUAAAGGGUGCUUGCCCAACAGCGUGACUUACAAUAUUUUUGUUCAAGGUCUUCUCAAAUGGAAUAAGUUGGAUGAUGCGAUUCUUGUCUUGAAAGAGAUGAUUGCAAGAGGGGGAUGCACACUUGGCGCCACCACUAUUUCGAUGUUGAGUGAAACUCUGCGAAGGGAGGAUAAUGAUGGUGUUCUUUUUGAUAUGGUUGUUAAACUUUUACCAAAGAAGGUAUAUGUAGUCUUUGAUGAGACAAGGAUGCCAUAUGCUGAAAAGGAAAAGAGCGAGGAGGGAGCUGAUCUGGAGGUGGAGCUGACAAAUCAACAAAAUAGUGAAUAUCAGCAUAAUACUGAUACAGGUCAAGGUGUGUCAGGAACACCAAUGAAUAGAAGAUAUGAUGUGCAAGCUGAUAAUAUACAAAAGCAGAACAGUAUAUAAGCUGGCUAGAGAUAGACCAAGAAGAAAUGUAAAGCUUCAGAGAGGUACAAUGACUAUGAGAUGGUAUUCUAUGCAUUGUGUGUUGCAGAGGAUAUCUUAUUUGAUGAACCAGCUACUUUUCAAGAGGCAAUGAGAAGUAUAGGGAAGAGUUGGUGGAUAAAAGCAACGGAAGAAGAAAUUGUGUCCUUGCUCAGAAAUGUAACUUGGAUUCUGGUUGAUAGAUCACUUUUACAGAUGGCUGUAGGUUGUGAAUGGAUAUUCAAGAAGAAAGUUGAAGUGACUGGAAAGGAUCAAAUCAGGUUUAAGGCCCGGCUUGUUGCAAAGGGCUACACACAACAAGAAGGGAUUGAUUACAACGAAGUGUUCUCAUCCGUUGUUAAACAUAGUUCCAUCAGAUUUAUGCUUGCUGAUGUCAACCAAUUGAACCGGGAACUCCAUCAACUAGAUGUAAAAACAGCUUUCCUAAAUGGGGAACUGGAGGAAACUAUAUACAUGGAGCAGCCAUAAGGUUUCAGAGUGAAAGGAGAAGAAGAUAAAGUAUGCUUGCUCAAGAAGAGCUUCUAUGGACUCGAACAAAGUAACAGACAAUGGUUUGACUCCUAUCUGGCAGACAUUGGUUUCCAGAAAUUAGAAUAUGAUAGUUGUGUUUAUCUCAUGAUGAAAGAUGGAAGGGCUGCAGUUUCAAAAUUCAAGCAUUGCUUGAAGCUGGUAGGUGUGGUUGCUUGUUAAGGUGAAGUUAUGAAGAUGGAGGGAGCCACACGAAUCACGAUCAUUUCAAGUCCAAGGUGGAGAUUGUUAAGAUAUGUGUCCCUGAAAUGGAUCGAUCCAGGGGCCACUAAAUGCGGAUAACUUCCGACGGGCACUUCCGAGCUUUUUAAUUCAAACUAACUAGAUGGAUGGCUGGGAUGAAUGGGCAAUGUUGGGUUAAUCUGGACCGUUGAUUCAGAUGAACUAAAGUGGAGCUGGUUUGUUACUCGAUCCAGAUCAGAAAAGAAAAGCUUGUCCUCACCCAACAUGGGAUUGGAGUGUGAGCAGAUGGCGCGUUGUAACUUAUAGCUAUAGGAAAAAUGAAAUAAAUGUUUCAUAUAGGUACUCGAGUAACUUCUCUCAUGGUUUCAGACCAAGAGCAUGUAACAUGGUGUCAAUCAAUAAUAGAAUGAAAUUUUAGUU
Molecule: messenger RNA, 3224 nt
Organism: Salvia hispanica
Lineage: Eukaryota; Viridiplantae; Streptophyta; Magnoliopsida; Lamiales; Lamiaceae
Source: RefSeq, a predicted model, not a curated record